AUGGAUCCAAUUUCUAUAACAGGGUUGAUCAUAGAAGUCAGCAACGUGCUGUCCAGUGUGAUCAAUUAUGCCAAGGCCGUUCAAGGCGCCAAAUCCGACAUGCGAAAGUUAAGUGAGGAGCUAUUUGCACUCAAGGGCAUUCUGGAGCAUAUUUCCAAUGGCAUAGGCGACAAUACGCCUAAAUCCGAAAGGGAUUCCGAGUCCGACUCGGAGCCAUCGGGCGUAUUCGACCGAGAUGUAAUGGCAAGAGUGCUAUUCACGGCGAACGAAUUCCUCCAAACUCUCCUUCAAGAGCUAGAAGAGCCCGCGACGAAAUUCAAAAAGUUGAAGCAGAAGCUGGAAUGGCCAUUCACUCAAGAUCAAGUCAAUGCUCAUCUUGUUCGACUCGAAAGGGUCAAAUCAUGGUUGAUCUUGGUUAUCACAGCGGACACGGCUGCGGCGGAGAAAGAUCUACAUCAGGAGAUUACUAGCCUGACGAGAAAUCUGAAAGAAGACCUGCGCAUCCGAGAGCAGGAAAGAGUCCAACGGGACAAUGAGGCGCUGUUCAAGUGGAUCGCACCGGUCAGUCCUGCCGAUUCUCACAUUCGAGCAUCGAAUGGACGACGCAUUGGAACAGGGCGAUGGUUCACCAAGUCGCAUUUAAAAUUAUGGCUACGCGAUCCAUCGGAUAAUAAAAGGAUUCUCUUCAUUGUGGGUAAAUCUGGAACUGGAAAGACGACGCUUUUUGCUCAAACCGUUGAUGAGCUCACUGUUAUGGCUUCCCACGAUCCACGCUUAUGCUUUGCCUAUUUCUACUGCACAAUUAGCAAUACAGCCUCUCAGGUUGCUGCCAACAUCUUAGGCUCCUUGGUGGCACAACUUGCAAGAUCAAACCCGGCUAUAUUGGACAAUAUUCGAUCGCUUUACGAUAAAAUCCCCAAGACUCAAACGCACAAACUGCCUAUUGAUACCUCGGCCCUCGAAGAUGCUAUCAUCAAACACUCUACUGCAAAGUCCCAAAUUGUUAUUCUCGUCGACGCUCUGAAUGAAAGCUCCGAAACGCAAAAUAUCGAGGGCUCUUUAUUGAAACUGGCGAGCCUGUCGCCAAAUAUCCGCAUCCUUGUUACAACAACAUCCACGAGAGCUUCCUCUAAAGAAGCAACCUUUUUGAACGUCAAUACUGGCGCUAUGCGAGAGGAUAUAAAGACCUUUAUUCGGUAUCGCUUAGAGCACGAUAACACCCUCCGGAACUUGACGACAAAUCUGCAGGGUGAGAUUGCAGAGACCCUGCUUAAGAAUGCAGAUGGAUCCUUCCGAUGGGUCCAACUUUCAUUAGACAAUCUUUGCGCCCAGCGAACCGCGAGGGCAAUGCGAGCAUCCCUGUCCAAUCUUCCGGGAACCCUCAGGGAAAUGUACGCAAACACACUGGAACACGUCGCCCCAGAAGAUCAACCAUUCGUUUACGAGGCUCUCUUCUGGGUUAGCUUUGCAAAACAGCCCUUAACGCUGAGGAGUCUGAACGAAAUCGUGGUUCUCGACGAGACUUGUACGGUCUUAGAUGAUGACAUGAUGCUUGUUCCUCGGGACAUUCUGCUCCAACUCUGCCAAGGGCUCAUCUCCGUGGACCAGGCUGGACACGUCAAUCUCGCACAUUCAUCCGUCAAAGACUUUUUAACUUCCGAUUGGAUUCAGACUUCUCGAGUCAGCCAUUUCGCUUUGGACACUAGCACCGCCGACACGACGAUCAUGCGUAAGUGUCUGACAUAUCUGUGUCUCGAAAAUUUCAAAGAUGGGUAUGGCGAGUUCAGGAAACGCACCAGAAUCCGGGCAUUCCUAUACUACGCAGCGUACUUCUGGCCCACUCACGGCUCUUAUGGUGAAUUUGGGGAAUCUGAGCGACAAUUGGUCAAUCGGUUCUUUGCUACAAGGAAGUUUCCGCGUCGAGGAAACUACGGCGUCUGGAUGGAAGCGCUGAUACCGGGCGUGAAUCCUUCCAUCAUUGAAAAUACGGAACCGCUUUACUAUGCCGCCUCGUUUGGCAUGACCUCCGUUGUUAAGGCUAUCCUAGUAUCUGAUCCUGGGUUAGACAUCAAUGCUCCGGGCGGACGUGUUGGAGCUACACCUUUGUUUGCUGCGUGCUGGCGCCAUAACUAUGAUGUGGCUGAGACUCUUCUCAAGGCUGGUGCUGACCCGAAGAUUGCUGAUCCCGGCACGGGUGUUAGUGUACUUGGGUUAGCCAGGAUGAGUAAUUUCUUGCCCGUUCGAGACCUUCUGCUUCGUUGCAAUGUGGAGUUGAGCUCUUAA
Messenger RNA from Penicillium daleae, 2283 nucleotides. RefSeq names its product ankyrin repeat domain-containing protein. The record is from RefSeq and is a predicted model, not a curated record. The coding region runs from base 1 to 2283 and encodes 760 amino acids. The transcript is spliced from 4 exons. Gene Ontology annotation, molecular function: ATP hydrolysis activity; protein binding. NCBI's taxonomy places the organism in Eukaryota, Fungi, Ascomycota, Eurotiomycetes, Eurotiales, Aspergillaceae.